CGAUGACCGCUCGUAGUCGCGCAAUCGAAGCAGAAUCUGAACGCGCUUCGAGCGCUGCUAGUAGCGCUGUCAGCGCUGCGGGAAGCGGAGCGCCGCGCGUGUUGGGGCCGACCUCUGGGCUCCCGCGCGCUGUGGGGACACCACGACCACGCCAUCGCCAGGAUCUACCACAUCGCGGACAGCAUUCGUAUACAGGAACCGGGACCAGAAAUAGUGCCUAAACUUCACGAUUUGCCUGAGGAGUGUAUCAGGGAGGUCAUGUUGAGGAUAUCGGAUCACAGGGAUUUAGAUGCCGCGUCGUCAGCGUGGUCGGUGAUGUCGUCGGUGUGCUCGGAGCAGCGCGUGUGGCGCGAGCUCGUCGCGUUCCACUUCACACGGCAACAGAUCGACUCGCUGCACAAAGAUAGCAAGGAUGUUGACUGGAAGAAAGUCUUCCAUCAGCUUCGAAAACUAUAUGGACUGAGAGAAGACGCCCAAUACGCUGAGACUUUAUCUUUGUGCCGUCACUGCAAGUGCCUGUUCUGGCGAUCUCUUGGUCACCCUUGCAUAGCUGACCAGUGUCCAGAAUACCGCGAACGACUGAAGGAGGCAGGCGGGCCUCUCCCUCCUCACCCCGUGCCUCCGGCAGCUUUCCUUAAAUUUUUCUCUCUCUAAAUAUAUAAUUAAAUAUCAAGCCUAUUAUGUUUAAGGCCAUGACUUUGUUGAAACAAUUAAAGUUAUUAAAAUUACAACAAUGGCUGCCAUCACAGUAUACUUAGUGUCUAGAGAAGUUAUAAAAAUACAUCUUUGAUAAACAUUUCAGUAUGCCAAUAAAAUGUCCAUCUGUUCUAGACGCGUUUUUAAAUAGCUUUUUUGUUUAUUGUAGUAUGUACCUAUAUCUACAAUUAUUAAUUAUACAUACAAUUUUA
Molecule: messenger RNA, 908 nt
Organism: Melitaea cinxia (Glanville fritillary)
Lineage: Eukaryota; Metazoa; Arthropoda; Insecta; Lepidoptera; Nymphalidae
Product: F-box only protein 32-like
Exons: 5
Coding region: 259-654 (131 amino acids)
Biological process (GO): protein ubiquitination
Cellular component (GO): SCF ubiquitin ligase complex; nucleus; cytoplasm
Source: RefSeq, a predicted model, not a curated record